Messenger RNA from Fonticula alba, 1350 nucleotides. RefSeq lists its product as hypothetical. Gene Ontology annotation, cellular component: nucleus. Gene Ontology annotation, biological process: regulation of transcription by RNA polymerase II. The record is from RefSeq and is a predicted model, not a curated record. Bases 1 to 1350 code for a protein of 449 amino acids. The transcript has 2 exons. Gene Ontology annotation, molecular function: protein dimerization activity; RNA polymerase II cis-regulatory region sequence-specific DNA binding; DNA-binding transcription factor activity, RNA polymerase II-specific. NCBI's taxonomy places the organism in Eukaryota, Rotosphaerida, Fonticulaceae.
AUGCCGCCGCAGUCUCCCCUCGGUGCUGAGGCCGCUCCUCCUGCCACCACUGCCGCGACUGCCCCCCCGGCCGCCCCGUCGGUCACCGCCCCCUCUCCGACCGGUGCCGCGCCCGCUCCUGUCCCGGUUGCCAUGAGUCCCUCGGCUGCCAUGACUCCCUCGGCUGACACGAUGUCCGCGGCCACGGCCGCCGCCGCCGCCGCCGCCGCCGCCGCCGCCGCCAUCAACAUGUCCCUCCCCCAGGCCCCCGGUACCCCGGUGGCCGGUGGUGCUCAUAUGGCGCCGCAGAUGGCCGGCCUGAUCCCGCCGCAGACUCCGGCCGGGCUGGUUCCCGGUCAGGCCGGGCUCAUGCACCCGGGUGUCGGUCUGACCACCCCGAUGUCCGGUGCCGCGUCGGUGCCGCCCGGCUCCACCCCCGGUGCCCUCAUGCAGCAGACCCCCGGGAGCAUGAUGCAGCAGACCCCCAGCAGUGGGCUCAUUCCCCAGGGCACCCCCGGGUCCAUGGUGGCCAACCGCACCCCGGCCGAGGCGGAGUCCUACAACCGUGAGCUGUACCUCCGUCGCCGGCGUGACAACCAUCGCGAUGUGGAGCGCCGCCGGCGCGAGGCCAUCAACCACGGCAUCAACGAGCUGGGCAAGCUCCUGCCCGGCAACACUCCGGUCCCCGGUCCGGAUGGCGUGAUCAUCAUGGAGAAGAACAACAAGGGUGCCAUCCUCCACAAGGCCGUGGAGUAUGUGCGCUAUCUGCAGCGCACCACCAUCCAGAAUGUCGAGCGCAUUCGCACGCUGGAGGCCCGGACGCGCGAGGCCGAGCACCGCGCCGCCGUCUUCGACGACCGGGUCCGCAGCAUCCAGGAGGAGGCCAACAGCCAUGUGCGCUCGGCUGAUGAGCGCUCGCGCGCGGCCCAGCAGCGCUCCGAUCUGUCGGAUGAGGCGGCUGCCGCGCGUGUUCGCGCGGCCGAGGAGCGCAUCCGCAACGCCGAGGAGCGUGUCCGCCUGGCCGAGAUGAACACCUCCGAGCGCAUCCGCAACAUCGAGAAGGAGGCCAAUGCGCGGGUUCGCGCGGCCGAGGAUCGUGCUCGUGUGGCCGAGGAGCAGUCCGAGACCCUGGCUUCGCGCAUGACCGAUGCCGAGGCCCGCCUGGGCCUGGGUGAUGCCCUGCGCUCCGAGAAUGAGGCCCUGCGCGAGCAGAACGCCCUGCUCCAGGAGCAGCUCCGUGCCACUCAGCGUGCGGCUGGCCUCUCGGUUGACGAUGGUCUCAGCUCCUCGUCCUUGCUUUCGCCGGUUGUCUCGAUCAAGGGGGGGCUUGACAGCUCGCCCUCCCUGGCCGGCACCCCGCGCUCUCCUUGA